Gadus chalcogrammus (walleye pollock) is the source of this 5697-nucleotide messenger RNA. RefSeq lists its product as uncharacterized. The record is from RefSeq and is a predicted model, not a curated record. Lineage: Eukaryota; Metazoa; Chordata; Actinopteri; Gadiformes; Gadidae. The transcript is spliced from 4 exons. The coding region runs from base 4048 to 4974 and encodes 308 amino acids.
AUUAAAGAGUCAGUGAACUCUUAACUGUUUGAGAUGGAAUGUGAACACUAUGUUAUGAAAAAAAAAGUAGUUUGGGCUGAGUUUUAGGAAAGAGGCAGCGUGUUAUCGUUAUGUCCCACGCCAACUUUAUGAUCGUUUUUUUGUACUGUGUCGUUGUGUAAUUGUUAUGAGCGUUAUAAUAAGCAAUGUUUUAUUUGAAAUGCGCCACACAAUGUAGCGUUAUACUAUAGGUGUCCGGGAAGCUGAACCUACACUUAAAUACCGACAUUAAAUACAUCGCUGCUUAGGGGGAGCUCAGAGAGACUACCUCGGAAAAGGUAGUCUGACGUCCCAAAAAGAACGCCACCUGCUUUCGCAGCAGAAUGGAACGUUAAUGGGGACACCUUUAUCUGUGCUGGAUAGAUGAGCGAUGAUUACUUCAGUCCACUGAGUAGGCUGGUAGACUGAUCUAUCCAGCACAGAUCUAGGUGGACACGCCCACUAGUGAUGUCAUAUGGGGCAGAUUUUCAAAACGGAUUGUACGGCUAAUCACACUCAUACAUGGUGGUAUAAUAUGUCCCCUUUCAUUUAUUUUUUUGGUGAGCACAGCAAAAACAUAGCAUUUCACCGCUUUUUUCUCUAAAUCUGGGACUUAUUUCAGUAAUAUUGAUUAAAAGGCAUAGAUUACUAUCUUGACGAUCAUAUAAGACAAAUGAACACGUUUGAAACCAUAAAAUUGUGGUUUUGGGUUCACUGGCUCCUUAAGCUAACAUGACAGUGAUUACUGCUACCUGCGACAUCUGCUGGAGAUUCCUGGAGACCUUUAAAAGCUGGGUAAUCUGGGUUGGUCUAGCACAGGGGUCGGCAACCUUUUCUUUGUAAAGGGCCAUUUUUGUUUAGAAAUGGGGCAUGGAAAUCUGUCUGGGGUUGCAUAAUAUUUUUUUGUAAAAGCUAUUUCGCUACUUUAGCAAUUAAAUAGCCUGUAUAGGCAUAUACAACAAUUUUAGUUUAUUCAAUGAAUAUAGGCAAUUGCAUAAAACAUAGGCUACAAAACAAGCAACGUUUUUUUAUUGAAGUGAAUGUAAUAUUUAACCAGACAUAAAGGGAGGAAAGAUCAAAAAUAAUUCAAGUUGAAAUGAAGUAGGUCUAGCCCUGCAGCCUUAGUCCACGUUUCUGCAAAUGAAAUGAAUAUCAUUGCAUCAUAGAAAAUAUCAGCCUAACACUGUUUCUGAAAAUGAAAAUCAUCUUUAAAAUUACAACACUGGUAAACAUUUUAAUAGUUUAACUUUGACUGUCCAGUUCAGUGCUAAGUAGUCUUGUUGCAUUGAUUCCCAGCAACACUCAGGGUUUUUUCUACGAAAAACAACUUGUUAUAAUGAGAUAAUCAACCACACCCUACCUUUCGCAUCAAGUUUAAUGAGAUUUUUGUUUCUGAAUUGCAUUGCAGAAUUUCUGAAUAUCAGGGUUGUAUGAUGUUUUCAGCUAAUAUAUCUUUCUCUUUUUUGGAUCCAUAGCUAGGCGAUCUUAGCAACCUACCCUUUCAUAGGCUACUGCGAUCAGAAAAUAGGACAAAAAAAAGAUCUUGACGUAUACACGAAAUAUAUUUAAAAAAAAUGAACUGGCUCAAAUGUACACAUGCCAUUUGCCUAUUGCAAGGAGAAAUUAUUUUUGAAUCCAAAACAGUAAAUGUAAUUGUUGUUGGGAUAGGCCAAAAAUGAUCUAUGAUCAGGUGGGAAUUUACGGUAACCCCACCUUCUCACCAACUUGUUUCACAAAUAAGAAACUGAAACAAUAAACCAUUGUAUGCAUACUUUAUGAUUUUAGUUUUCUACUCGAGUGUCUCAACUACCUGUCCAACGUGAUCUCCAAACUAAACAACAGAAUAGAUAGUUUGUCGCUUUUGUCCAAAGCGACUAAAGUAGGCCUAAGUGCAUUCAACAAUGAAGAUAUAUCCCAAAAGUGCAAGAAUCAUUUGAGUAAAUAAAGUCAUAAAAUAAGCAUAGCAACUACUUUUCAGUGCUACAAUAAAGAACCAAGAGAUAGAUCAUUUGUUUUCAUUUUUUCAAUCCCCAAGAUGCAAUCUGAACAGAGCCCUGUUUCAGGUAGCUGGUUUUGAGGCAACCCCGAGUUUGUUCGCUCUGAGUUAGUGGAAACUCUGGGUUUUCCGUUUCAGGUAGCAGGUUCAGCGCAACCGGGAGUUUAAGUUGCUGCGGCAACAUACGCCGUGGACCUAACCUGCUCGGGAGGUGGUUAGACCUGAGCUGCCAACUCUCCCGUUUUUCCCGGGUUUCUCCCGUUUUCUGAUCCAUCUCCCGCCGCCCUCCCAUUUUGUCAUUUCUCCCGGUUAACUCCCGUAUUUCACGAUGUCCAAACUUAUUUUAUUUAUAAUCAAAUCAAAAUGUGUGUCGAAUGUUCUAAAGUUGCCAGAUCAUGUAUCAAACGCAAGCUUGAGAGGCAACGCAAGCGUCAGCCAAUCAAAUGCAUUUGCAGCAAAUACGACAGCACAGGCUGUAGCCAAUCAGAUCACGUCUAUGGUCACUUCUCAAGAGCGCAGUUUUGUAUUUGUAUACAAAAGUUGUUUGUUUGACUUUUCUUUGCUUAUAUUUUAAGAAAGUUACCGAGAAAUAGAGACUGUACAAUGUAAAAACCCCAUUAUUGUAACUGAAAAAUAAGUCUCGGAGGAUUUGUGAAGUGUCUUGAGUCUCCUGUCAUUCACUUUGAAUGGGGAUCCGUCAGCCUUGACAGAUCAACGCAUUAUGUACACAAUAAACACUAUUUUCUAUCUGACAACCUACAUUCUAUUGCGCAGUUGAUCAUUCUGCGCAGACUAUUGCCGCGCAAAGUUGAUAUUUCAGUUAUUUCAAGUUGACGGAAAAUGGCAGAAGCGGGUGUAGGCCUACCAUCGAAGAAGAUUAAAUAUAUGUGUACUUUUAAGUCGGAAUGGACCAAAGAGUAUGAUUCAAUAUCAAAUAGUCACCUGGACAAUAGUCACGCUUUUUGUAAAGCGUGUCGGGUUGAUUAUAAUAUAGGGCACGGCGGUAAAAAUGACGUCCGUCAACAUUUAAAGUCCCUGAAACAUGUCCGUGCUGCCGGGGCACAAAAGGGCACUCAGGCGAUAACGGGUUUCAUCACUAAGGGACAAACCGAGCAGGAACAAGUGCUCCAGGCUGAGCUGAAAAUGGCAAUGUUGGUUGCCAAAAACAACCUCUCGUUUUCGUUUUGUGACGAAUAUUCAGCAACUGUGGCAUCGAUGUUCCCUGACUCCGCAAUUGCCAAAAAAUAUUCGUCUGGGAGAACGAAGACAACACAACUCCUAAAAGGUAAGUUAUUAUUUUUUUUUCUCACAAUUUCCAUAAAACUGUGGUGUAUUUCUUGUAUUUAUUGGUUCAGUGGUGUAACGUAGUCACAACAACGGGCCCUAGUCAGUGGCGUUAGGCAGUUAAGUAAGUGGCUCCUAAAACAUUUUACAGUCCCGUGCCCCCUUCUUUCCAUGUUUGUGACGGCCGGCUCGCCCUCGUUGUCAGGGUGGAUCACUAACAGCCGCUGCCACGCCCCCUCGUCCCGCGCACAUAUUCCACCUUCAGUCUAUUUAGAUUGACGUAGAAAAGUCUAAUGUCCCCAGCAAUACCCACGGGCCAGGUGCAGCGAUAGACCCAAAGCAGCAGCAUAAUUAAAACAAAACAGUAGUAUUGAAAAGUCACUGUUACUUAUUUCUUUUUUUUAGGUGCCAUUGCCCCAGAGCUAAAUGAUGAGGUGACAGCCACCUGCCAGACCCAGCCAUUUGGUCUGCUGUGUGAUGAAUCAACAACACUUCAGAAAGAGAAGGAGCUCGUUAUUUUGGCUCGUCUAUAUGAUGAAGAUAGUCUUGAGGUGGUCACUAAAUGUAUUGAUUUGCCAGUCUGCAAUGUUGGAACAGCAGACAGCAUUUUUGAGAAGCUGGCAACCUCUUUAACGUAAGUUUAUUGCCGAUUUAGAUAACAUCAGAUUCAUCUUUAUUGUCACUGAAAGUUAAAAAUUCAGCAAGGGAAUGAUGUUUAAUGCACUUAAGGCUCAGUUCAAUUUCCUCCUAUGUUCAAUUUCAUCCUAUGUUUUCAACAAAUGCAUUUGUCUAAUGACAGAACCAGAGGAAUAACAUGGGAUAACCUGGUGGCCUUCAACUCGGAUAACUGCAAUGUUAUGAAGGGAAGGCACAAUUCAGUUAUCACAAAAUUGAAAGCAAAGCAGCCUCACAUCCAGGAUGUGGGCUGUGUUUGCCACCUCGCCCAACUUGCCACAGGCUGCGGCAUCAAGGCCAUGAAGGCCCCAGUGGAACAGUUGUUGGUCGGGGUAUACUCCCACUUUGAUAAAAGCGCAAAGAGAAAUGAACUCUACAAGGAGUUUGUGGAGUUCACCGACACAGACAAACUGAAGCUAUUAAGAUACUGUUCAACAAGAUGGCUCAGCCUCCACACGUGCAUUCUGAGAAUGUUAAAUCAGUGGCCUGCUCUUCAGGCCUACUUUAACAGCUACGAGGACGAGACUAGUGUUAAAGUUAGGGAUCUGGCAGGCUACCUCAAUGAUCCUGAGAUGAAGUUUGAUUUUCUUUUUCUGAGUGCUGCUCUCAAGCCAUUGGUUGCGUUCAACACUGCCUUCCAGGGAGAGGGGGUGCUGAUACACAAACUCCACAACGAGAUGACUAGACUGGUGAAGAGGUAUUUGGGCUACAUUCUCCCAGCCAGAGCCAUAGCGAAUAUCCCAGUCAGAGAGGUGUCACUCGGUCAGGAACACCAGCUGAAAAAUGAAGAUCUUUUCAUUGGAGCUGAGGCCAGAGCAUUCAUUGAGAAAGAGGAACUACCAUCGGUCACAAUGACCAAAAUCUAUCAGACAGUCAGGGACUUCUACGUGGAAGCCAUAAGGAAGAUGCUCAAGGCCUUCCCCCUUGAUUCUCCUUUGCUUCAAGACCUGGAUGUGCUGGACCCAGCCUCUCGCCUAGACCUCUCUCCUGAAACAGGUUGACUUUCUUGUUUUAUCAUUUGCCUAACAUUCAAAUGAUAAUGUUUUUGUACAAAAAAGUAUUGAGCACUGUCAGACUUUAAGUCACCUAACUGAGCAAAGAUUUGUACAAUAAUUAAGUACAUUAAGCAUUUUGUAAGAAAUCCUUCUAAUAGGAUGUUUGAAAAUGUGUUAGUGUCAAGGCUAGGGUGCUUGUUUCCUCAACUGGGACUUGAUCCUGAUCAGCUGAGAGAGGAACUGACAGACUACCAGGUUGCAGACAGCAAGGAGUUACCUCAGGAACAGAGAGUGGACAGAUUCUGGGGCCUUGUAGGGAAAGACAAGCGCUUCAGUCAGCUGGCUAGACUGAUGAAGGCAUUACUGUGCAUCCCACACAGCAAUGCCUCCUCAGAGAGGACUUUUAGUAUGGUUAAGAAAAUUGUAACAGAAAAUCGUACUAGUUUAAAUAACAGCACUUUGUGUGCUCUUUUAUCAUGUAAAAUCAACUUCACUAAGCCUGCCUCGAAGUACACCCCAUCAAAAAAAACACUUAGGGCAGCCAAGUCAGCCACCUAUAUAUAUAACACUAAACAGUAGUUUUAAGACCUCUGCAAUGUACAUCAACUGUUUCUGUGAUGAUUUUUAUGAAUUAUUUAAUUUAAUUAAUUUUGCUUAUUUAUUCAUGAAUUAUUUUAUUGUAUUAUUGUAUUGUAUACAAUGUAAUGAAUUGAUAAUAAGUUAUUGCAA